Messenger RNA from Fusarium sp. VM40, 903 nucleotides. The record is from the annotation of a GenBank genome assembly. Lineage: Eukaryota; Fungi; Ascomycota; Sordariomycetes; Hypocreales; Nectriaceae.
AUGGCUGCCAGAGACAAGUUCCUCCUUUUGCACCCCUUGAACCUACUGCCAUCAAAGUUCAUCCCUUCAUUACUUGGGAGGAUAUGCGUCAAUGCCAAUCAGCCUUUGGCCGGCUUCCUACCAGAUGAUCCGUCAGAAUACUACAGUUCGGCCUCUCCCUUCUCUACAGAAGCCAAAUCUACGUCACAUCUUCUUGGUCAAAAUACCACCACCACCGCACGGAUUCUCAUCGAUAGUAUCUUGACCGUCGGGAGAGAGAACGCCAAUCAUCCUCAAGCCAACUGGCGUGGAGAAAAGUCUCGCGUUUUCAAUCUUCCACAGGAGGACAAAGUUUUGCACAACAUUUUGAAUCAGCCGCAGCUGAAGAAAGAGACCGAGGAUCUCUUGGACAGAUACGGGCAACUGUAUAUGAUCACAGGCUUCAUGACCGUGGUCAACGCAUCGUGCCAGAUUGACCAGACCAACACUGCUGGUGUCAACUUCGAGCUACCCAUAUCAACUGCCCUUGAAGCAGCAAUUGUCGCCGCUGCAGGUGUGCCAAUCUCCUUGCCGACUAUAUCUGCUGAGUGGCAGAGGAGGGUUGAUAGUUCAGUUCAAUGGGCCGCCACCUAUGCAGGUGAGACUAUCAUUGCCAUCAGGUGCCGGAGGCUGCGGCGUAAAGGUUGGAUUCUUUCAAGGCUACUCGAUGGUGAAAUAAUUAUGACGAAGUCGAACAUUCGGGGAACCAUGAUGUUUGGGCAUGACGAUGAGGACCACAACAAGGAGGAAGUCGAAAAGUGGGAGGACUACAUGUCGAAUGGGUUGGACGCGGGUGAAGAGGAAGACAUCGUCUUAUCUCCAAGCUUUGACCCUGAGAUUCGGGAGGCUGACGGCAACACCAUCACGUCUUUGGGUUUCCAUUGA